ACUCUACACAAGCUGUUGAAGGAGGCUGUUCGAAUCAGGGGAGGGCAUCCGUCGCGUCUUAUUUAAGCCACGGCCUGAGCGAGUCCACUGUUUUGAUUACCCCGAUACAACACGGAAAAAGACCGGUUUUGUGAACGAAGACAGCGACUUGUAUGAAGUGUGGUGUUGUGGUGGUUUUUUUGUUCGCUGUUUCUACACAUAGAUUUAACUUGUUGCUGUUGAGACAAGAAGCCAUUGACGCCAUCAUCGAAGGUAGAAAGUUCUUCCAUUGUUUGAAUUCCUAAUGGAUUAUUGUUGAGACCACGUGACCUGACCAGGCUAUCGAUAUCCCAACCACCCAGACGACACUCGUCCUCUGAAACAAAGGCUUACAAAAAUCGAACUCGAUUGAUUGUUUUCUUUAAGAUACAACAUAAACCUGCCUCGCGCUCAAACCUGUAUGGUGCACCACAAUGAUAAGAUCGGAAAUCGCCGGCUGACGUUUCUUUGAACUGUUUGGAAGAGUUCCAGCGCUUGAGAAUAUUCUAGAGACUUUUGAGUUUGGAUCGACGAGAAUGAAUGACCGAGACAGAAGCCGCUCCCCCCGCCCUGGGAGUUCAACCUCCCCCCGAGCAACAUCCUCCCACCUCUCCCCUCCCUACAUCAGGGAACCCACAGAAGGGAAGCUGACUAUCGAGAUACCUUGCACUAUGCCGCCUCAGGGCGCGGCUCAAAACGGCGCCCUGGGAAAGACGAAUCUCUUCAACCCCGCCAUCGGGGCGGACGACCCCCGGUUCUCUCAGCAGAUUCAGGAGGCGGUGUCUCACGUGCUGGAGGGGUACGACUGGUCCCUGGUGACCACCCCGGCCAGGAAUCAGAAUGGGGAGAAGAGAAAGCCGCACAUCAAGCGCCCCAUGAACGCCUUUAUGGUGUGGGCGCAGGCGGCCAGGAGGAAGCUGGCGGACCAGUACCCACAUCUGCACAACGCUGAGCUGAGCAAGACAUUGGGGAAACUGUGGAGACUUCUGAACGAAGGUGAGAAAAAACCUUUUAUCGAGGAGGCCGAGCGCCUGAGGCUCCAGCACAAGAAGGACCACCCCGACUACAAGUACCAGCCCCGCCGCAGGAAGGCUCCCAAGGGCGGCAACUCCGCGUCAUCAGGGGGACACAACUCCAAGUCCUCGGUCGGCGGACGCGACACGUCGUCGCCUAGCGACGAUUGUUCCAGCGAGUGUUCCAGCCAGCAGGGCAAUUCCAACGGUCCGCCCACCCCGCCCGUCACACCCAACCAGCACGAGGCGGUCAAGUGCAUGUACGACAGACGUGGGCACCGGGGCUACAUUAUGGGACCUUCCGGUCACCCGAUUGACUUUAGCCGCAUGGACCUCAGCCCGGAAGUGAUCGAACAGUUCGAUGACCAGGACCUUGACCAGUACCUCCCGCCGCCGGGCAUGGGGCACCACCUCCCCCAGCACAACCCACACCACAGCGACAACAGCUACCCACCCUGCUACAUGGGCGCGAGCAUGCAGCCCGCCCCCACCGGCUCGCCCGGGUGGUCGUCUCCCUACCGGAUGUCCUCCUCGGCCGCCCCCUCCUGCCUCCCUCCCUACCUCCCCCACAGCUCCAGCCACACCACACUCCACACCAUGCAGGCACCGUACGACCUCUCCGAGCAAGGUCAAUCCUCCACAAGGUCACCUCCGCUCACCUCCUCCAGCGGGACGCUGGGGACCACAUCCCAACCCUCGCCCCAGAACCUCGCCACCACAGACAACUUCCUGCACUCCAGCAACCCGGCCGAGUGCAAGUACCGCGGCGACGACAGCUGCUCCGUCAAACUGGAACAGCACCAACAGCAGCAACAGCAAUCCCAGGCUCAAGGACUACGAUCCCUCUCCAUGCAGCCGCAGUUCCGGUGCGACCCCAAAUACGACCCCUCCGGCUACCCCAGCAGCCAGCCGACCCCCUCGCGGUACGCCGUCGACUCGACGCAAGCCAGCUACAACCACAUGCCCGGGCCGUACGUACCCCAAAACACCAACGGCGUCCUGAGCUCCCCCAGCUACCAGUACAGCAUGGGGCUCCACAGGCAGGGGAUGUUCAACGCCAUCCCCGCCGCGGUACCUUCUGAGCAGACGUGGGAGAGAUUUGGAUGAGCAGCCGACAUUUUGGAUGCGUAAUCCAUAAUCCAUUCUUAGGCAAAUCAUUAAAAAAAAACUAAUCUCGCCCCGGCUCAAGAAAAACUCAGCAAAAAUAUUUUCCCAGCCAUAAACUCGUUAUUAAUAACCAGCUUCAAAUGUUGUGUCGCCAAACUUUGUAGAUAAUUAUCUACCUGUAUGUAUAAAAAAAAUGCUCCUGUUUUUUUUAAAAAAUGAAAGACGUAACAAAAACGUAAAUAACACGUUUAUGUUUGUGUCGGUCAGUGCAAGAUAAACGAUGUGUGUCGCACAAGCCAAGAGAUGAACUAUCAGUGACCAUUUGUUGUUCAACCACAGAAUAUGGUGGUUUUUUUUCUUGGUGGUUUUUAGGUGGUUUUUCUAACAGCUUUCUAAUGCUCAAUCCUGCAGUUCAAUUCACGGUCAGUGCCAAAAACACGAAGUGUGCUGUCUAGUACAACAGCAGACAUCGACAGGGCUGUUCAGUACAGCAGACAUAAGGCUGUUCACAUCGGCAGCGCAAACAAACAAUGCUGUCCUAUAUGACAGCACAAACAAUGAUGUCCCAUAAAACAGCCCAAAACAAUGCUGUCCUAUAAAAUAGCACACAACAUUGCUGUUCUAUAAAAAAAAUAGCACAAAACAUUGCUGUUCUGUAAACAGCACAAUGCUGACAAUCUACAAUAAUUUACAAGAACCUUAAAAAAAUUUAAAAUAAUAAUAUUUAGAGUUAUAAGCGAAUAUUAAUGUUACAUAAUACUUUAUUUUAAAAUCCAGAAUGAAUACUAUUUAUAUUGUUUGAAACAUCGUAGAAAGUAGAGUUUUUAAAAUAUGUUUUCGCUGUAUACAUGUUUUAUUUUUUUUUUUAAAUAUAUUUUAUAAUGCUACUGUCGUUGUCAUAGUGAGCACUAUAGAGAGUGAUGUGUGAUGUUAUGUAAUAGAUGUACACAUUACACGUGUACACGUGUGUUUUUCAAACUUUUUACUACGUGUACUCAAGAGAUUAACAUAAUGUUUAGACGUGUUUCAUAGGAAUCAGUGUAGAACCUAAGAACGUUCCUUUUGUCAGUUUAAAUCAGCUCUGUAGCUGUAGUCAGCUAGAACAGUCUGAAACAGCUGGUUGUUGGCAGUCUAAAAUAAGACGUAGAGCUGUUUCUGACGGGCGACUAACAUGCCGGUUGUGGGCGUGUUUGUUCUAACACGUCACUUCCUGAUGUUGGGUGAGGUCAUACACUGACCCGGCGAGUGUAUGCGGGUGAGCAGGUCAUUGUUUGCUACCUAGUUUUGUGGAGAAGGUGGGGGUUUGUGGGGUUUAAGGGCAGUAUGUGUGAGAAAAAAUUUCAUAGUGUCCGUACAUUGUUGUGUGCCAUUGUCCCUGGUCACAUGACCACAGUUGUAUGCCAAAAUGAACAUCACACAGUACAUCCACUCAACAAGAUUGUGCUAGCCACAUCUUCAAGACAUUUUGUAGCCGUGUCUUCAAGACAUUUUGUAACCGUGUCUUCAAGACAUUUUGUAACCGUGUCUUCAAGAUAUUUUGUUUUAAUGGUAUAAAUUGCUCUCACAAUUUUCUAUGUGCUAUCUAUUGGCCUUCAUAUUAGCCACCCUAUUUCUAAAACAUUACUUACAAGACAUCGAAAUCAUCGAAAUCAUAAAUAGUAAUUACCAAACAUAGCUUCAAACAACCUUUUAAACUCAAUCUUUUGGCGAAAGUCUAUUUAUUUAUUAAAGUCUAUUUCAAAUAUUACAAUAGAAGAAUCGACCAAAGCACAACCAAUAUACAUCUACAUUUCUCCACAUUGUUUUUUUUUGGUAUCAUGAUACAAACAUUAAAAUCUUAUUCAUAUCGUUUAUCAGUCUCAUUAAAUAAAACCACCGAGACAAAUGUAUAAAUAAAUAUAACAGAGAAAAACCCAAGACCCUUUUCUUUUUUUCGUAUUCUUGUUGGUAAAACAAAUCAAAGUUUGUACUAAUCUAGGUAUAUUACAUUUUUAACGUUAUAUUUUAACCAGUUUUUGAUGUUUAUAUUUCUGAGUGAAACGUUUUUAUUAAAUCGUAAGACACGCGUCUCCCAAACAUUAGACUAUAACACACGUGAACCAUUUUUGAUAUGGGAUAGCUGCAUGUACACAAUGUUUGCAUAAAUUAUGUUGGUGUACGAGGUAUGUGUACAGCAAUACAACACACAAUGAUCGCCAGACACGAUCUUACAUAUACCCACACAUACACCCACAUAUACACCCACAUAUAUACCCACACAUACCCACACAUACACAUACACCCACACAUACAUCCACACAUACACCCAAACAUAAACUUACACAUACACCCACACAUACACCCACACAUACAACCACACAUACACAUACACCUACACAUACGUCAACACAAGCACCCGCACAUACACCCACACCCACACCCACACAUAUACCCACACAUACACCAACACAUACACAUACACCCACACCCACACAUACACCCACACAUACACCCACACACUCAUGCACGCUGCAGAAAUUAGAUUAAGCACUACUGGGCAUUAACGGAUAUGCACACAAAUCAAUCCAUACAUGCUAACUACAAAUACCCCCUCGCCUAUAUCCACAUCUACAUUCAGACCCACCCACAUACACAACACCUCCACACACAUAUACACAACACUUACACAUAUAACCACAUAUACCCUUGUAUACACCACCCACACAUACACACAAACAACAGCAGCGCCUACACAUACAAACACAAACUCACAAACUACACACACACACACCCACACACACAUACGUAGACAACACAUAAACCCACAUACACUUCACAUAUUACACACAUAACCUACACAACCAACACACCUACACUCACACCUACAUACACAUCACAUACACCCACAUACACCCACACCACCUGUACGUGUGGACUUAUAUCAAUUGUUUUUAACGGUGCUCCGUAAACAAAUAUGGUCUAAUUAAUUGCUGAGACAAUCAAAAGAUAAUGUACUUAAUUUGUUCAUACACUUUUUUUAUGUUCUUACCUGUAUUUCUACCUGGAUUUUUUUUCUUGUAAAUAAAUCAAAAUACGGAAUAAAUUAUGUUUUAUUUUAAAAAUUAUAAUGACAUAUUUGUGUUAAUGUGAAUACAUAUUACGUGAAUGAAAAUACAGAACACAGACACGUAUUUAUGUAAAAUACUGAAUGGAUUUAUCACACAAGAGACUUAGUGUGUUGGAGUUUAUAUACGGGAGACAUAUCUUUACAGAAACUUUAAAUAUUGAUGGUUACAUUGUUUACCUGGAAAAUUUAUUGGUUACCUUAUGUAGCAGAAAGUUUACCUUAAUCUGGUUAAUAUUUGGUUUUUUUUUUUGUACUGGUAAACAAAAUGUAUACAAAAUGAUACUUGUGUUUUUUUUAAAAAUCUGAUAUUUAUGUGAAUAAUUUGAUAAUAAAAUAUUUUAUGCA
Physella acuta is the source of this 5589-nucleotide messenger RNA. RefSeq names its product transcription factor Sox-10. Gene Ontology annotation, molecular function: RNA polymerase II cis-regulatory region sequence-specific DNA binding; DNA-binding transcription factor activity, RNA polymerase II-specific. The record is from RefSeq and is a predicted model, not a curated record. Gene Ontology annotation, biological process: regulation of transcription by RNA polymerase II. NCBI's taxonomy places the organism in Eukaryota, Metazoa, Mollusca, Gastropoda, Physidae. Gene Ontology annotation, cellular component: nucleus.